UUAUCCAAAUUACUUUCCAGUCCAAAACCUCAAGCAAGUCAGUCAUCUUCGUCUUCCUCCUUUCUCCCCUCUCUCUCCCCACUGAAACUCCCCGCCUCGCCAUUAACAUCACCUCUCUCUCUCUCUCUAUGUUUGUGUUUUUGGGUAAGGGAAUGAGAAGCGAAAGGAAUGUUUUUUGAGGACCCACUGAGCUCAAACUCCCGGUUAUGAAGCUGGGCAGGCAGCUACAGUCCACGCGCCGCGGGGGUAAUCGGGCCGCCGCCUAAACCGAGACCAGCCACCUCCAACUUCCUCCGUCAUGAACCUCAGGCAGCGCCCUCUGGCCACGCGCCGCCGGGAGACGGGGUACCCGCCCCCGCCUCCGAGGCCGUCGGAGGUGUACAAUAUAAUUCCAAUCCACGACCUCCUGCUGACGGACCACCCCUCGCUUCGGUACCCGGAGGUGAGGGCGGUGGCGGCGGCGCUGAGGCUGGUGGACGACCUGAGGAAGCCGCCGUUCGUGCAGUGGAUGCCGGACAUGGACCUGAUGGACUGGGUGGGGCACUUCUUCGGGUUCCAGGCUGACAACGUGAGGAACCAGAGGGAGCAUUUGGUGCUCCACCUCGCGAAUUCUCAGAUGCGGCUGACGCCGCCGCCUCCCUCCCCGGACGCCCUCUAUCCCGCCGUCGUCCACAACUUCCGCAAGCAGCUCCUCAAGAACUACACCUCCUGGUGCUCCUACUUAGGCAGGAGGUCCAGUCUUUGGCUUUCCCAUAGGAAUGACACCGCGGGGCUCCGCCGUGAGCUCAUGUAUAUUGCCCUUUACCUCCUCAUCUGGGGUGAGGCUGCGAACCUCCGGUUCAUGCCUGAGUGCCUCUGCUAUAUUUUCCACCACAUGGCCAUGGAACUGAACCACAUUGUCGAGGAUGAUAUCGACAAAGACACCGGCCGCCCAUUCUUGCCCUCUAUUUCUGGCCAAAAUGCCUUUCUUAAGUGUGUGGUCAUGCCCAUUUACCAGACGAUCAAGGUCGAGGUCGAGAGUAGCCGGAAUGGGUCAGCCCCGCAUUCUGCAUGGAGGAACUACGAUGAUCUAAAUGAGUAUUUCUGGAGCCGGAGAUGCUUCUAUUCCCUGAAAUGGCCGAUUGAUCCUAGCAGCACCUACUUUGCAAGCACUGACAAGAGCCUGAGGGUCGGGAAGACAGGAUUCGUGGAGCAAAGGUCGUUCUGGAAUGUCUUUCGAAGCUUUGAUCGGCUUUGGGUGGGCUUGAUCUUAUUCUUGCAGGCGAUGAUCAUAGUCGCUUGGCCCGAGACCGACUACCCUUGGCAGGCACUGGAGAAGAGAGAUGUGCAGGUGGAGCUCUUAACAAUUUUCAUCACUUGGUCUGGCCUUCGGUUUUGGCAGGCGAUCCUUGAUGCUGGGACCCAGUACAGUCUGGUCUCCAGGGAGACAAAGUUACUGGGAUUGAGGAUGGUUCUGAAGGGACUUGUUGCCCUUACGUGGACUAUAGUCUUCGGAGUUUUCUAUGGCCAAAUUUGGAUCCAGAAGAACUCCGAUGGGAAUUGGUCCGGUGAGGCUAACCGCAAGAUUUUCGUAUUCCUUGAGACUGCCCUCGUGUUCAUAAUCCCGGAAUUGCUUGCCUUGGCACUCUUUGUCCUCCCUUGGAUUCGGAUCUUGAUUGAAGAGUUAGACUGGAGCGUGAUUUAUGUAUUUACGUGGUGGUUCCAUACUAGAAUUUUCGUUGGUCGUGGAGUUAGAGAAGGACUUGUUAAUAACAUCAAGUAUGCUCUUUUCUGGGCAGUCGUUCUGAUCAGUAAGAUCUGCUUCAGUUACUUCCUUCAGAUCAGCCCCUUGGUGGGUCCCACCAAGGCCCUUCUUAAAGCCAGAAACAUAACCUACCAGUGGCAUGAGUUUUUCGGCAACACGAACCGGUUGUCCGUGAUCUUGAUAUGGGCGCCAGUGAUCAUAAUCUAUUUUAUGGAUAUUCAAAUCUGGUAUUCUAUCUUCUCUGCGUUCGUGGGUGGAGCUAUUGGUUUAUUCUCUCAUUUGGGCGAGAUUAGGAAUAUUGGGCAGCUAAGACUUAGGUUCCAGUUCUUUGCGAGUGCAAUGCAGUUUAAUCUCAUGCCUGAAGAACAAAUGUCAACAACCAAGGCAACAAUGGUGAGGAAGCUGAGAGAUGCGAUCCAUCGUUUGAAAUUACGGUAUGGUCUCGGUCAACCGUUCAAGAAGAUCGAGUCGAGUCAAGUGGAGGCGACUAGGUUUGCCCUUAUAUGGAACGAGAUCAUAAUAACUAUGAGGGAGGAAGAUCUGAUCAGCGAUCAAGAUUUUGAACUCUUGGAACUCCCUCCCAAUUGCUGGAACAUUAGGGUUAUUAGGUGGCCAUGUGCCCUCCUAUGUAACGAGCUUCUCCUCGCUCUCAGUCAGGCUUCUGAGUUGGCGGAUUUUCCAGAUAGGUUCCUAUGGUCAAGGAUUUGUGCGAAUGAGUACAGGAGAUGCGCUGUGAUUGAAGCUUAUGAUAGCAUCAAGUACUUGAUCACGUUGAUAAUCAAGGAAGAAACCGAGGAGAAGUCUAUUGUGAUGAAACUCUUAUACGUUAUAGAGGAGACCAUUGGGCGAGAGGAACUCACCAGAGACUACAAAAUGACAGUUCUCCCCCAGAUCCACGCCAAGUUGAUAUCCCUCGUUGAGCUUCUGAUGAGCCUGAGCAAGGAUAUAAGUGAGAUUGUCAACGUGCUUCAGGCUCUGUAUGAAUUAGCUGUUCGGGAAUUUCCAAAGUUAAAAAAGCCUAUUGCCAUAUUGAGGCAGGAAGGAUUGGCCCCACGAGACCCUGGGACUGAUGCAGGGUUCCUCUUCGAGAAUGCAAUCGAACUUCCUGAUGAUGAUGAGGACUCGAUCUUCUAUAGGCACCUGAGAAGACUCCAUACUAUUCUCACUUCAAGAGACAAGAUGCAAAAUGUCCCUUCGAACCUUGAGGCCAGAAGGAGGAUUGCUUUCUUUAGCAACUCACUCUUUAUGAACAUGCCUCGUGCUCCUUAUGUGGAGAAGAUGAUGGCUUUUAGUGUGCUGACUCCGUAUUAUGAUGAGGAAGUAUUGUUCGGGAAAGAAAGUCUUAGAAGUGAGAAUGAGGAUGGGAUUUCGACUCUGUUUUAUCUGCAAAGGAUCUAUGAGGACGAGUGGAGGAAUUUCCUGGAAAGGAUGCGGAGAGAUGGGAUGGAGGAUGAGAAUGAGCUGUGGACAAGUCGGGUAAGAGAUUUGCGCCAAUGGGCAUCAUACAGGGGCCAGACACUAUCCCGGACUGUCAGGGGGAUGAUGUAUUACUACAGGGCCUUGAAGAUGCUCUCAUUUCUCGACUUGGCUUCCGAGAUGGACAUAAGGAUUGGAUCACAGGACAUCGCUUCUCAUCUCUCAUUGAGACACUAUGGGAGUGCUGGAAAUGGUCGCUUAAACUCAGUUCAAACACCCCCGACUCCUCAGAAUCGGAACCUCAACAGAGCUGCCAGUGGCGUGAGCCUUCUAUUCAAGGGGAACGAGCAUGGGAUCGCGUUAAUGAAGUUCACAUAUGUGAUCACAUGCCAGGUGUAUGGUGAGCAGAAGGCCAAGAAGGAAUCAAAGGCUGAUGAGAUCUUUAACCUCCUAAAGAACAAUGAGGCUCUUCGUGUUGCCUAUGUAGAUGAGGUCCACUUGGGGAGGGAAGAGGUCGAGUAUUACUCCGUUCUAGUAAAAUAUGACCAGCAGUUGCAAAGGGAGGUCGAAAUAUACCGAGUACAGCUUCCAGGACCCAUUAAGCUGGGGGAAGGAAAGCCCGAGAAUCAGAACCAUGCAAUUAUCUUCACCCGAGGGGAUGCUGUCCAGACCAUUGAUAUGAACCAGGAUAACUACUUCGAGGAGGCACUUAAAAUGCGGAAUUUAUUGGAAGAAUUUAAGAAAUUUUAUGGGAUCAGGAGGCCCACCAUCCUAGGAGUUCGUGAGAAUAUUUUUACUGGUUCAGUCUCCUCGCUAGCUUGGUUCAUGUCUGCACAGGAGAUGAGCUUUGUGACGUUGGGGCAGCGUGUCCUUGCAAACCCAUUAAAGGUUCGAAUGCAUUAUGGCCACCCAGAUGUCUUUGAUCGGUUCUGGUUCUUGACCCGAGGUGGGCUCAGUAAGGCUUCCAGACUGAUCAACAUCAGCGAGGAUAUAUUUGCAGGCUUUAAUUGCACUCUUAGAGGAGGCAAUGUGACCCACCAUGAAUAUAUUCAAGUAGGUAAAGGACGGGAUGUUGGGUUGAAUCAAAUCUCUAUGUUUGAGGCUAAGGUUGCAAGCGGCAAUGGCGAGCAAGUCCUCAGUAGAGAUGUUUAUCGUUUGGGCCACAGGCUUGAUUUUUUUAGAAUGCUUUCGGUCUUUUAUUCGACAAUUGGGUACUAUUUUAACUCGUUAUUGCUAGUUCUCACAGUGUAUGCAUUCCUGUGGGGCCGCCUCUAUCUUGCUCUCAGUGGGGUCGAGAAGGCAGUUAAGGAUCGUAGCAACGACAUUAAAUCUCUCCAAGUGAUCCUGAAUCAGCAGUUUGUGGUUCAGCUCGGCCUUUUCACGGCUCUUCCUAUGGUGGUUGAAAACUCCCUUGAGCAUGGGUUCCUUCCAGCAGUCUGGGACUUCAUAACCAUGCAGUUACAGUUGGCGUCCUUCUUCUUCACCUUCUCAAUGGGAACCCGCACCCACUUUUUUGGGCGUACCAUACUUCAUGGUGGGGCCAAAUAUCGGGCCACUGGCCGAGGAUUCGUGGUCCAGCACAAGAGCUUUGCUGAGAAUUACCGGCUCUAUGCCCGAAGCCAUUUCGUGAAGGCAAUUGAGCUUGGAGUCAUUCUCAUAGUCUAUGCUUCUCAGAGCCCAUUAGCAAAAAGCACUUUUGUGUAUAUUCUCAUGACUAUCUCAAGCUGGUUCUUAGUCGUCUCAUGGAUCAUGUCACCAUUUAUAUUCAAUCCGUCAGGCUUCGACUGGUUAAAAACUGUGUAUGACUAUGAGGACUUCAUGAGGUGGAUUUGGAAUGGAGGCGGGAUGUUAAAUAAGGCCGAUCAGAGCUGGGAAACAUGGUGGCAUGAGGAACAGGACCACCUCAGAACAACUGGUUUGUGGGGAAAGCUGUUGGAGAUCAUCCUGGAUCUUCGAUUCUUCUUCUUCCAGUACGGUGUUGUCUACCAUCUUAAGAUUGUCGGCGGAGAUACUAGUAUUGCUGUCUACCUCCUCUCAUGGAUUUACAUGGUUGUUGCUAUCGGAAUUUAUAUCAUUAUAGCUUAUGCCCGUGACAAGUAUGCUGCUAAGAAACACAUGUACUAUCGUCUUGUUCAGCUGAUAGUUAUCCUCGUCAUGGCCCUGCUGAUCACUAUUCUGCUGAAGUUCACGAAGUUCAAUUUUGUCGAUCUUGUAAAGAGCUUUCUGGCCUUUAUUCCAACUGGGUGGGGCCUGAUAUCAAUUGCCUUGGUUCUUCGACCGUUUCUUCAGUCCACAAUCGUGUGGGAGACUCUGGUUUCUUUGGCUCGACUAUACGAUAUGCUUUUUGGCAUUAUAGUUAUGGCUCCUAUGGCGUUGCUCUCGUGGUUGCCUGGGUUCCAGGAAAUGCAGACGAGAGUCUUGUUCAAUGAGGCUUUCAGUAGAGGGCUACAGAUAUCGAUGAUUCUUGCUGGGAAGAAGUCAUCAUAGAGUUCGAGUGGACUUGAGGAGGAUUCUGUGAACCAUACGGACUCAUCAUGUAUUAUAGAGCUCUCUGCACCAAGAGGGGGCUUCAAUUCGGGACUACUGUGCAUCUGCUCCAGGAGAUGAAAUGGAAUCAAUCGAAGGGCCUCAACUCUCUGGCCAUUCACCUUCUCUCCACUCGGGUGAGUGCUCCGGAUACUUGUUCGUGCACAAUACCAUGUUUUGACACUGUAAUUAUGAAUUUGGUUUAGGACAUUUCGUAUUCUAUUUCUUUUCAGGUCCUAAGUUCUCCCAUUGUAAUGUAGCAGGUUGUUGAACAUACGAUGUCCAUAAUUAGAGUAGCUUUUUUAUGCUCUGCGUUUUCAGUGGAAGAAACCAUGAGCUGAGGCCAAUAAUUAGAGAGAAACACCUAGAAGCCAAAAGGUGUUUUUUUCCAAAGAGAUCUUCAGCCCCUCAUAUAUCGAAUAAAACUCCGAGCUUCUGAACCGGUCCGAGGAUCAAAAUUAUUUGGGGAUU
Messenger RNA from Punica granatum (pomegranate), 6157 nucleotides. NCBI's taxonomy places the organism in Eukaryota, Viridiplantae, Streptophyta, Magnoliopsida, Myrtales, Lythraceae. The record is from RefSeq and is a predicted model, not a curated record.